GUUCGAACUGACUUCCAUUGCGGAUAUGGCAAGUAUAUCUGGAUUGAAGAACUGUCCAAAUAGCUAUUAUCGGGCACACACCAGAAAAAGGUAUCAGAAACGCCAGACACAAAUCUAACAAGCCACACGAUGGAUUCUAUUUUCCUGAACCUCACUUCUGAUAUAACCCUUCAUGCGCGUAUCUCUCGACCUGCUGCCGGCAGCCAGAAACCACUUCUGAUUUUCCUCCACUACUGGGGUGGUUCCUCUUCGACAUGGCACAAGCUCACAUCGCCUGAUUCACCCACCUCACUGAGCUCAAUAUAUCCGAUUCUUGCUGUUGACCUCCGGGGCUGGGGCAAGUCAACUGGUCCGUGUCAGGAGAGUGGAAAUUCCUAUUCGAUCUCGGCCUUGGCGUCAGACGUGGCGCUUACUUUAGAGAAGCUGAAAGCAGACGACGGAACGAAUGACCUCCUCCAGCACGGACUCAUAUUCGUCGGUCAUUCAAUGGGAGCAAAGGUAGCCCUCACGACACUAUCUGCGCUCCCCACGCAUCUGCUGCAAGAACUAAAGGGCCUGGUGCUGGUAGCCCCAGCGCCACCAACGGCUCUCAGCCUUCCUCCAGAAAUGAAGGAGCAACAAAAAGUUGCAUACGAGACGAAGGAGUCUGUGCGGUGGACGGUUGAGAACGUGCUUUCUAACCCAGAGAGGCUGAGUGAGGCGGACAUCGAGUUGGUGAUUCACGACAGCUUGAGUGGAAACCAGCUCGCGAAAAGAGCCUGGCCUACUUAUGGCAUGUCGGAAGACGUCUCUGGUGGCGUGCGGAAUGCGCUCGCCUCUAUCAGGAACGCUGGCGUUCGGGCUAGCAUUCUGGCCGGGGAAUUGGACGUCGUCGAGCCCCAAGACCGGGUGGAUACUGAAGUCCGUCGGUUUCUCGCAGAAAAUGGAGUUGUGAGUUCGUUAAAGACCUGUGCGAGUGUGAAACAUUUGCUGCCAUUAGAAUGUCCUGAGCUUAUCUACAACGAGAUUUGUCUUUAUUGAGUACCAUCGUUGAUUCAGCCUGACGAUGGUUCUUUGCACUUCCAUGUAUCCAUCGUGAAUAUAUAUCACCUGGUCUCGCAUCACGCUAGCCGCUGUUGAGUAUUCUUGUCACAUUUAAUAAUGCAUUCUGGGAGUCAAGGCAUGCAGAGCUCUUUUGCUUAUCCUUCACACUUGGUAAGUUGUUUGUAGAGUAGAACAUAUAUCCAGCAAUGU
Aspergillus alliaceus is the source of this 1233-nucleotide messenger RNA. Its product is annotated as alpha/beta fold hydrolase. Bases 130 to 1020 code for a protein of 296 amino acids. The record is from RefSeq and is a predicted model, not a curated record. NCBI's taxonomy places the organism in Eukaryota, Fungi, Ascomycota, Eurotiomycetes, Eurotiales, Aspergillaceae. The transcript has a single exon.